Hemibagrus wyckioides is the source of this 1498-nucleotide messenger RNA. RefSeq names its product alpha-2-HS-glycoprotein 1 (gene ahsgb). The transcript is spliced from 7 exons. Bases 53 to 1348 code for a protein of 431 amino acids. Gene Ontology annotation, biological process: negative regulation of endopeptidase activity. Gene Ontology annotation, molecular function: cysteine-type endopeptidase inhibitor activity. The record is from RefSeq and is a predicted model, not a curated record. NCBI's taxonomy places the organism in Eukaryota, Metazoa, Chordata, Actinopteri, Siluriformes, Bagridae. Gene Ontology annotation, cellular component: blood microparticle; extracellular region; extracellular matrix.
CCAGGACCUCAGUCUCACGGUUGAGGCUUGACUCUGAACUGGACAUUGUGCCAUGAGAGGACUCUUGAUUCUAGCAGUGCUGUGCCAGGGGCUGUUUGCCACCAGCGCCUCAGACUGCAGGAAUUAUACAGCACAGGCCGCUGCCGAAGAAGCCGAAUACCUCAUCAACAGACUACACCAUCAUGGAUAUAAGUUCAAACUGGACAGUUUCACAGAGGAACAGAGUACAACAGGUCAGCCUUCAUGUCUAAAUGAAUUGACCUUGACAUUAAGUGAGACCAAAUGCCAUAUUGUGAACCCCAAGCCUUUUAAUGAAUGUGAGAUCAGGCAGGAAUAUGACACGCCAGUAACAGCAAAAUGCAACGUGACUUUCUGUGAUGGUGGAGAUAAACCAGGCAUCGCACGCUUAAUCUGUGACACUGAGCCAGUUUCACCAAUACAGCUAACAAGAGUGUGCCCUGAUUGCCCAACCCUUCUGCCCUUGCAUGAUCCUCAGGGCUUGGAGAGUGUAAAAGCUGCCAUAGAGAAGUUCAACAAGGAUUCUAACCAAACUUCCUACUUUAAAGUAUUGGAAGUUGGCAGACUAAGAACCCAGAAUAACAUGAUGUUUGGAAUGUCCCACUUUGCCGAGUUUGCCAUAGUAGAGACUGAGUGUGGAGACGAUGUGAAAGAAAAAACUGCCUGCAAGCAAAAAUGCCCCAGUGAAGCACAUCAUGGAUUCUGCAAAUCUACGCAACUUGGAAAUGGUGACUUGACUGUAGACUGUGAGAUUUAUGACAUCCAGAACACAACACAUCACCCACAUCCUCCAUUCCACCGUGGAAAGCACUGUGGGAAACAUGAGCGACACCCACACGGUCCAGGGCACCAUGAAAGACACCCACAUGGUCCAGGGCACCAUGAGAGUGGAGAACAUGAAGGUCCUCCAGGGCAUGGCAAGAAAGGAAAACAUGAAGGUCCUCCAGGGCACGGAGAGAAAGGAAAACAUGAAACCCGUCCAGGACACCCGGCACGUCCUGGUCAGCCUGAGCAUCCAGAGCAUGCCACCAGCACCGGUCCGUUAAGCCAUCGAUUCUGUUUUACUCGUUCAUCUAGGGGCCCACCUCAUCAUGGAGGUCAUCCUCAUCAUAGAGGUCCACCUCAUCAUAGAGACCAUGGAGAACAUGACCAUGGCCAUAAGAAACCUCACCCUAAGCCAGAUGUGCCCAAUGCUCAACCUACCCCUCCAGGAUCUGAGGAAAGCCCAGAUUUCUCUUUUCCGCACUGCCAUGGUGCUGUGAAAAUACCACCAUCCAUCCAUCCUAUCUGUCCAUUCCCUCCUUCAUUCCACAGAGGGGAUCAUCAUUAAAGCUGAACUUCGCCAGGGAUUUUUUUUCAUACAAUCAGAAGUAGAAAUGUUGAGAUUAAGUUUAAGCAAACACUUACAUUCAAUUAAAUGAAGCUACAAAAGGUUUUGUUAAACGAUUGAAUAAAGCUCCUGUAUCACCAUGCAGUCAGA